AGAGGAAAAUUUGUCUCCACCGUCUACGUUCCUCUCUCCCUCUUGUUUGUUUUUGCGCUCGACUCAUCUCGACGUCCAUUUUCGCAUUCGUGCGUAUUGCUUAGGAGACUCAUCUUCGACACAGGCAGCGGCAUCGUCUUCAACGCAUUAUCUUCCACUUAGGCGUGUUCUUCUUGGCUGCGCUUUUCUUCCUCGACUCAGGAUCAGAAGACAUAAUUGUACUUCUAAUGUCUACAACAGUUCUUGAUGGCCAGUCUGAUGAAAAAUUGGUUAGGAAGCCAUCUGUUAUUCGGGACUACCCACCUGGGAUUGGACGGAGUACAGCAAGAAUCCAUCCAAGGGCAAUGUUUUCAAGAAGGUUUCCUUCCUCAAGAGUUUCCGCUAUCAGAGAUUACCCCCCUCUUUGUGGACCAAAUUCCCUGAGUCAGGGUAAGGGAAAUGUUUCCAAGGGCAAGCUCAUGGACAGGAAUUUGAGUGGUGGUAUGGAAGAAAGGAAGAGAAAACUCGAUUGCCUCACACCGGGUGAUGGGUCUAAAGCUGUGUUGAGGACUAAAGACUCUUUGAAUCAUUCAAAGAUGAAUAUUUUGAAAAAGAGAGAAGGAAAUGCUGCUUCUGGAGGUAUAGGUAGAAAAUUUUCUGAUGUCCGCAGAUCACAUGGUUAUAUUGUAAAUGUUCCACUUCUGCGUCGCGGUACCCGAAAUACUGUAAGGGAGACGAUGCGCUGGUUUCAAGCUGUUUGUAGAAAAUUGUUGCAAGAAGAAGAAGCGAAGUUAAACAGCCAAGCAAAAGCUCACAGGAGGAUUGAUUUAGAGGCUUUUAAGAUACUUAAAAAGGAAGGAAAAUGUGUAAAUGUUGGAAAGAUCUUUGGUUCUGUCCCAGGGGUUGAAGUAGGUGAUGAAUUUGACUAUAGGAUUGAGCUUAAUAUAGUUGGUCUUCAUCACCCAUCACAAGCUGGCAUAGAUUAUACGACAAUCAACGGUGAGCACCUUGCAACUAGUAUUGUUUCAUCCGGGGGAUACAAUGAUGAGUUGGAUAAUUCAGGUGUCUUGACUUAUUCAGGCCAUGGGGGGAAUGUGAUGUGCAGCAAGAAAAAACCUGAAGACCAGAAGCUUGAGCGGGGUAAUCUUGCUCUGAAAAACAGUAUUAAGAAAAAGAAUCCUGUUAGAGUGAUACGUGGUGCUUUCUUCGGAGAUGGAAGUCGUAAGAGAUAUGUGUAUGAUGGAUUGUAUGAAGUUGAGACAUAUUGGCAAGAAAAGGGGCCGCAUGGCAAGAUGAUUUUCAGGUUUCAGCUGCAAAGAAUCCCAAAUCAACCAGAGCUUCCUUGGAUUGAACUGAAGAAUUCCAAAAUGUUCACAUUAAGGAAGGGUUUGAUUGUUGCUGACAUCUCACAUGGUAAAGAGGAAUUACCUAUUCGUGCUGUGAAUACCAUAGAUAAUGAAAAACCACCAUCAUUUGAUUAUGUUACUAGGAUGAUCUAUCCUGAUUGGUUGCAUCCAAUAACUGCUGAGGGAUGUAACUGUACUGACAGAUGCUCUGACCCAACAAGAUGUUCUUGUGCGGUUAAAAAUGGAGGAAUUCCAUUCAAUCACACGGGGUGUAUUGUAGAAGUAAAGCCACUAGUCUACGAGUGUGGCCCUUCUUGCAAAUGCCCUCCAGAUUGCUAUAACAGGGUCAGCCAACGUGGCAUAAGAUUCCCACUUGAAAUUUAUAAAACUGACAAAAGGGGAUGGGGAGUUAGAGCUUAUUGCUCCAUACCUUCGGGGAGUUUUGUAUGUGAAUACAUUGGAGAGUUGCUUGAAGACAAGGAAGCUGAACAAAGAACUGGCCAUGAUGAGUAUCUGUUUGAUAUUGGUAAUAACUUGAUCAACAAUAGUAUUCUUUCUAAUGAAUCUAGGCCUGAAGGCUCCGACAAUGGUGGUGGCUUCACCAUCGAUGCAGCUCGAUAUGGUAAUGUUGGCAGGUUUUUCAACCAUAGCUGUGCCCCUAAUAUGUAUGCACAGAAUGUCCUGUAUGAUCACGGUGACUGCAGGAUUCCUCACAUCAUGCUGUUUGCCGCUGAGAACAUUCCUCCAUUGAAAGAGCUUACCUAUGAUUACAACUACUCAAAGGAUCAAAUCUAUGAUUCUGAUGGCAACAUAAAGAAGAAGGAUUGCUUUUGUGGCUCUGUGGGAUGUACAGGGAGGAUGUAUUGAGGUCCUUGGAGGUUUGUUAAUGGAGAAGGGGUGAUGCUUUUUGACUUUGUUCUUUACACAUCCCUUGAUGUGUUUGACUUGUUUUGUUUGUUCUGCAUUAAUCCUGACUCUGU
This is a messenger RNA of Prosopis cineraria, 2305 nucleotides long. Its product is annotated as histone-lysine N-methyltransferase, H3 lysine-9 specific SUVH6-like. Lineage: Eukaryota; Viridiplantae; Streptophyta; Magnoliopsida; Fabales; Fabaceae. The record is from RefSeq and is a predicted model, not a curated record. Gene Ontology annotation, molecular function: zinc ion binding; protein binding; histone methyltransferase activity. The coding region runs from base 228 to 2192 and encodes 654 amino acids. Gene Ontology annotation, cellular component: nucleus. The transcript is spliced from 2 exons.